This is a messenger RNA of Acytostelium subglobosum LB1, 1590 nucleotides long. RefSeq lists its product as hypothetical. NCBI's taxonomy places the organism in Eukaryota, Evosea, Eumycetozoa, Acytosteliales, Acytosteliaceae. The annotation marks the transcript as partial. The record is from RefSeq and is a predicted model, not a curated record. The transcript is spliced from 2 exons.
AUGCAAGGACCACCAAGUAUUAUAGGUGUACCAAGAGAUAGUAAUCAAAUGUCAUCAUACUCCUAUCAACAACAAUAUCAACAACAACAACUAAGGUUUCAAUCAUUACUAUACCCAUUCCGUUAUGAGAAUGGUACAGAUAUCUCUGCCAACCUAUUCAUAGCAUUCAUCACUGUUGCAUCAAUACUCAUAUCACUCAAUCUCUUUGCUUGGAUCAAACAACAACAACAACAUGUUGUUGCAGUGGCGGCGGCGUCAGACAGAGAGUCGCAACGCUCCAAGACAUCAACAACAUCAACAUCACAGGCAUUGGCGUUCAAGCCAUUGAUAAAUAUACGAUAUAUAGCCAAGGAGAUAGAGAGACUGCUAAGUGCAGUUGGUAUGACUGUGUUGCUGUGGUGCUUGAUGGAGUAUGUUGGUGUGGUCGGCAUGCUAGAGAGCAUGGUCAGCGAGCCACUCACAACAGUAGCCGUUGAUGUACAACCAGUGACAGUGUCAUCAAUGUUGGAUGUGUCGACGACCAUUGGCAAGAAACAUAGGAUGAAUGAAGGCAAUGGUGUUGGCGAGGCAUCGACGACGAUGCUUCGAUAUCGUUACUCAAUCAUCGCCAACAGGUUUAUAAAUGUACUAUUGUUGCUGGCAUUGAUCGUGACCGUAUACUAUGUGAUCACAUUGGCCUUGGUGUAUAUGUCUUCGAGGUCACUGGCCAGAAGAUGUACAGUGGACAAGCGAUUGACCGUCUUAAGAGACACAGUCAUCGAUCAUUUUGAUAGUGUCUGUAGACAACUGAUGGAGAUACCAUGGCUGCUGGUCACACUAUCACUACUAGCGAGUUGGAUGAUGGUGCGACUCUACCUGGAUCGCAAGCCCAUUCACUCAAUCACUGGUCGGCCACCUUUUGACCACCUAGUCGACACAUUCCACCUUCUCUCACUCGGUGCCCUAUUUGCAUCCUCAGUCAUUUCGUACUUUUGUCAUCAAACCCUGCAUUAUACAAUGCCAACAAAUCAACCAACAUCAACAUCAACAUCAACAUCGCCCCAAGCUCAAUUGAAGAAGAGGCAGACAUCAUCACCAUCAAGGCCAACUACAACAGAGGAGAACAACGAUAUCCAAAAUAGGAAUAAGAAUAAGAAGAAGAGGAAUGCUCAGAUGACGAAUGAUGUUGGAUCAGCUGCGCAUAGUGUAGGUCAACAUGAGGAGAUAUCGACACAACUUGAUGAUCAUGAUGACAAUGAUGACCAAGGUGCAAUGAUAGCCAACGACAACAUCAACAAUGUGGAUGAUGGUGAUGAUGGAAUGAUGCCAACAACAAUCAACUUUGAUCAAAAGGCAAUAAUUAUGAUCAGCCAGUUGAUUAUGAUAUUCCAAUCAAUCUACUUUAUAAUUUAUUUGCACUCUGUGAUGGCAUUGAUCAAUGUCAAACAACAAGAUGACACACAACUAUCGAUCCUUACCCUGGAACAAAGUAUUCGACUACUUGCACUCAUUCCAACACUUCUGUCACUCUACAUCUUCCAAUCACGAACCGCCAGCAUGUUACCAAUUUGCUCAAUGUUCUCAUCCAGCUCAGUUCAUCACAAAACACAA